Molecule: messenger RNA, 562 nt
Organism: Bradysia coprophila
Lineage: Eukaryota; Metazoa; Arthropoda; Insecta; Diptera; Sciaridae
Gene: mRpL53
Product: mitochondrial ribosomal protein L53
Cellular component (GO): mitochondrial large ribosomal subunit
Source: RefSeq, a predicted model, not a curated record
UUGUGACAAUUGUGCGCUAAAGAAAAUCAAGAGAUCGGUACAAUAAAUUGAAAAUGUCUGUGAAAUUCAGCGGUACAAUAACACGAUCUGGCGGACUUAUCGAUGCAAUUAACAAAAAUCUGAGGCAAAUAAAUUUGAAGGCCGUUUCACGGAUUACAAUCAGUUUCGAUCCAUUCAAAGAAAAUGUUAGACAUACCAGAGACUUCCUAUUCUUUUUAUCGUCUCCGAAAGUGACGGCAACCAAUCCCAAUUGUGCCGUCAAAACCAACAUCAUUUGCAACCGUGCACCGUCAACAAUAUCAUUUUCUUUGAUACCAGCGGUACAAGAGACAUCGCAACUCAAACAAAUUAAAAUUGAUGCUGACAAUUUGACUUCGCUGGAACUCCUCCAGAUCUGCAACAAAUAUGUCACGAAAUUAGCUCCGAAGGAGGAAAUAGUGAAUGUCAUCAAAACUAAGUCGGAAAAGAAGGCUGGAGCCAAGAAGAGAUAGAACAUUUGCUACAUUGUCUACAGCGCAGUUAGAGAACGGUUAUUAAUUAGUGCAAGAAAUUGGUCAACAAA